AUGGCAUCCAUGUCAGCAUCUGGUUCAUGGAGUAGUAAGGAGAAUAAAGCAUUUGAAAAGGCAUUAGCUGUGUUUGAUAAAGACACGCCUGACCGUUGGUCGAAUGUCGCGAAAGCUGUUGGAGGAGGGAAGACUGCUGAAGAUGUCAAGAGACACUAUGAACUUCUUGUUAGGGACAUUAGGCACAUUGAAUCAGGUCAUGUUCCAUUCCCAAACUACAACAACAAUGCUACCUUCGACGCCGAGAAAAGGUUUAGAAACAUGAAGCUUCAGUGA
Molecule: messenger RNA, 276 nt
Organism: Lathyrus sativus (Indian pea)
Lineage: Eukaryota; Viridiplantae; Streptophyta; Magnoliopsida; Fabales; Fabaceae
Source: the annotation of a GenBank genome assembly